Molecule: messenger RNA, 480 nt
Organism: Caenorhabditis elegans
Lineage: Eukaryota; Metazoa; Nematoda; Chromadorea; Rhabditida; Rhabditidae
Gene: F59A1.6
Product: Saposin B-type domain-containing protein
Exons: 2
Coding region: 89-388 (99 amino acids)
Source: RefSeq, marked reviewed
UUAAAUUUCAAAUUUCGGUACUGUAGAGAUCCUCUGCAGUUUUUGCUAAUCACUUAUCACUCAUUAACCACACCGGGAGGCCCAAAACAUGAAGCUUCUGCUUAUUUUCUCUGCAAUUUUCGUUCUUGCCGCUAGUGCUUUCGCUGAUAUUCAAGAGGCUCAGGGACAAUUCUGCGAGAUGUGUAAUAAGAAUUGGGAGGAGAAAGUGCCGAAGAGUUGGGCAGAAAUGACGGGAUAUAUGAACCUUGCGUGCUUCCAACUUCACAAAACUCUCAAGCCAAAAUGUAUGGCUCUGGUGAACAAUUUCAACAUUGGCAACGUUUUUGACACAUUCCGUCCUCAACUUAUCGAUUUCGGAAACGCCGUCUGUGAUAUGUAUUGCAAUUAAAGAAUUUUAACAAAGACAUUUAUUCCCUGCACCCUUUUAUUAAAAAAACAUAAUUUUCUCAACAAAAAUGGAUAAACGAGCAAAUUUGAACA